Molecule: messenger RNA, 2893 nt
Organism: Salvia hispanica
Lineage: Eukaryota; Viridiplantae; Streptophyta; Magnoliopsida; Lamiales; Lamiaceae
Source: RefSeq, a predicted model, not a curated record
UUGAGUGUUUGCUACAAGCCUACAACCUUUCCUUCCUUUGUUUUCGCUUGUGAGAAAGAGAUCUGAAAAAUGGCUUACAAUCUCCAAUCACUCAUCACCAUUCUCCAAAAAAUCCUUGAUCCUCAACAAUCACUUUGGAUUGUUGAUCGCAACAAGCCACUACUCCAAUCCCUGCUCGAAAAAGCUGAAUCUCUGCUUGAAAAGUCUUCUUCACUCACCAACAUAUCAAGUUUGGAGAGCCAAAUCGCAGAUGUAACAUAUAAAGCAGAAGAUAUUAUUGAAUCACGCAUGGUUUCUUCACAACUUAUGCAAAACCGGAUUUCUAUGUUUGAGCAAGUAGAUUCUAACCGCGUGAGGUUGACCUUUCCCACAGCAGAUCUGCAGCAAGUAAUUCAAGAGCUGGAUUAUGCAAAGGAACAAGUGGUGAAACUCAUCAGUGCUUCUUUCUCGCAUGGUGAUGCGCAGCACGGAACCCAACAACUUGAAUCUACAAACAUUGUGAUGCCGGCCGGUGUUCCUUUGUCGAGCUCCCAGAGCGAUUUGGUGGGCGUUGAUGCAGAUAUGCUGCAGUUGAAGGAUCGACUUACAAAUAUGCAGAGCAAGCUGGAUAUCAUCCCCAUUACUGGGAUGGGUGGCAUCGGUAAGUCCACUCUUGCUCGAAAUCUUUAUGAUGAUCCACUCACCACUAGUCACUUUGAUUACCGUGGUUGGGCUGCAAUUUCACAACUCCCCAAUAUGCGAGACAUUCUGUUAAGUCUUCUUCGUCAUCCAAAUGAAAAGAUAAGCGAUGAACUAAAUGAAUGUAAUGAAAAUGAGUUGAAAGAUAUAUUGUAUAAAAGGUUGUAUGGGCGCAGAUACAUGAUUGUCUUAGAUGAUAUAUGGAGUACCAAGUUCUGGGAUGAGAUAAGGAUGUAUUUUCCAAACAACAGUAAUGAGAGUCGAAUUGUGAUCACCACAAGGGAUUCUAAUGUAGCCCAACACAUUGUAAACUCCAAGAGUUUGCAUCAUAACAUGCAAUUGCUUCACACAUAUGAAAGUUGGGAUCUACUUCGCCAAAUUGUAUUUGGAGAAGAGGAUUGCCCUCUUGAAUUACAACGGAUAGGAACUAAGAUUGUGAGUGAGUGUGGUGGGCUUCCUCUUGCCAUUCAUGUGAUUGGUGGGCUAUUGUCAAAGGUCGAAAGAUCAAAAGAUGUUUGGGAGCAAAUUUCAACAGAUGUAAAAGCUUCCAUUGUUGAAUCAGACGAUCGGUUCUCCAAUAUACUUUCCUUGAGUUAUAACCGCUUACCCAUUUACUUGAAACCAUGUUUCUUGUAUAUGGGAGCUUUUCCAGAAGAUUAUGAGAUUAAUGGAUCUAGACUUAUGAGGCUAUGGAUAGCUGAGGGAUUUGUGAAAUCUAAUGGUGAUAAGAGUUUGGAGGAAGAGGCUGAUGAUUACUUAAAAGUUCUUGUGGAGAGGAAUCUAUUUUUGGUUACACGAAAAAAGUACAAUGGGAAUGCAAUGCGUUACUCAAUCCAUGAUCUUUUGAGGGAUCUAUGCAUAAGGAAAGCUAAUGAAGAGAAUUUUGACAUGCGUCGUCUACAUGUUCAUUCAUCAUUUGAAAUAGAAAGAGUGUGUGCUUCACCACAACGGAUGUCACUUGCUCGAUCUUUUAUUUGCAGUCAGAAUAAGUUUCCAUCCAGUGAUUUUGGCAUAUUAAGAUUGGUUAGGCUGCUAGAUGUGGUGGAUAUGGUUUUCGAGGAGUUCCCAAAAGAAAUAUUGCAGCUUGUCAACCUUCACUACUUAGCUUUCUCCUGCACUUCAGGUAUACCUAUUGGGAUAUCAAGAUUGAGGUAUCUGCAAACCUUGAUUUCAUCAAAAUAUCAAUAUAUGCCCAACAAUGUGCCAUUUGAAGUAUGGGAGAUAUCUGAGUUAAAGCAUCUCAUGCUGCGUACACUAAUCGAAAUCGAUAAAACAGAAAUUGUUCAUAAGACCUUGAAGACGAUUUCCUACGUACGGGUAACUCCUUCACUGAUUAGUAGUGGGUUUUUUAAAAGAAUUCCAAAUAUCAUGAAGUUGGAAAUCUAUUGUGCUACCACACCAAACAUUGAAGUUGAUCUUACCCAUCUUCACAAACUUGAAAUUUUAUCUUGCCGAUCUUCAUUGAAUUAUUAUAAUGGUUAUCUGCACAGACUCAGAUUUCCAUGUCAUCUCAGAAAAUUGUCUAUUACAUGCUGUGUAUUAUGCGGGAGGUUUUUGACAACUCUGUGCGCACUGGCGAAACUGGAAGUGCUAAACUUAAACUAUUGUCGGUUUAAAAGAGACGGAGAGGCAGAGGAAGAGUGGGAGGCGACAGAAGAAGAUGAAUUCCGAUCACUGCAGUUUCUGAGCUUCAAUUCUUUAAAUCUGGUGCGUUGGAAAGCUGAUGAGACCAACUUCCCUAGACUACGAGAGCUGUUUCUAUAUUAUUGCUAUGAGCUAGAGGAAAUCCCCAGCGCCAUUGGAGAUAUCCCAACUCUCAAGACAAUUAGAAUAUAUAAGUGUGGUGCUUCUGUAGCGGCCUCAGCAGAACAAAUUAAGAAGGUGCAGCAAGAGGAGUACGGAAACUACGACCUCAAAGUGGUUAUUUAACAUCAUAGAAGCCAAAAGGUAAAAAUGCUAAACUCCAGCUCUCGUGUCGCUUGGAUUAUGCUCCUAAACAGAUCUGGUGAUCCGUUGGCUUGGGACACGAGUCAUUAGGAUUGCAAGGAGUCCUCCUCAAUGCAGGCUAUGAUUGUAGUUGUUACUUGCUUGUUCCUAUUUUCAGAUUGUGUUAUCAUUUUGCGUAUGAUUGUUCUUAAUUGAACUUGUUAUGUACUAUGUGUCAAAGACUUGGUGCACAUCUCUUUCUUGCUAGAAAUACUUAUUUUUCUUCUCA